Molecule: messenger RNA, 2951 nt
Organism: Stegostoma tigrinum
Lineage: Eukaryota; Metazoa; Chordata; Chondrichthyes; Orectolobiformes; Stegostomatidae
Gene: pipox
Product: pipecolic acid oxidase
Exons: 9
Coding region: 218-1399 (393 amino acids)
Cellular component (GO): peroxisome
Molecular function (GO): L-pipecolate oxidase activity; sarcosine oxidase activity; flavin adenine dinucleotide binding
Source: RefSeq, a predicted model, not a curated record
AGUAAUUUAUUGAGAAGACAUAUGUUCCUCGCUGGACUGCCAACAGACCACGCACUGCUGCUUUUCUGUAAGGUAUUUCGAAUAGCUGAGGCACUUGUUACGUAGAGGGGCAGGCAGAAGUACAAUUAGGUCUGUCCUUUAGUCAGCAACGACUAUUUUAAUAAGAUGACCUUUGAGAAGGCACGUGACUCUAAACAUUUGUCAAAGUUUCGGGAAGAUGGCUGCUCAGAGAAGUGACAUUGACAACAACUUUGACGCGAUAGUGAUCGGAGCAGGAAUCCAGGGAUCUUAUACUGCCUAUCAUCUCUCUCGAAAUAACAAGACGCUGUUAAUAGAUCAGUUUACUUUGCCACAUACCCGUGGAAGCUCUCAUGGGCAAACUCGAAUUAUUCGGAAAAGCUACUCCAAACCUUACUACACAGAGAUGAUGACUGAAUGCUUCCAACUCUGGAAGCAACUGGAAGCUGAGGCUAAUGUUAAACUAUUCAGACAAACGGGUUUGUUGGUUCUAGGCAAAGAAGGAAACCCAGAAUUUCAAGCCAUGAAGUCAACAUUGGUCAAGAACCAGAUUCCUAUGGAGAGUUUCACACGUGAACAGUUUUCACAGAGAUUCCCAGCAGUAGAUCUUCCAGAAGAAGAAUCUGCGGUUCUUGAUAAAUCAGCUGGAAUCUUGUACGCAGAUCGAGCAUUAAAAUCUCUCCAGGUUUUGUUCCAGAGGUUUGGAGGUACCAUUUGUGAUGGUGAAAAAGUUGUUGAUAUACAACCUGGAUCACUGGUUACCGUGACCACCACCGCAGGAAUUUAUAGAGCGAAGAGUCUGGUGAUUACAGCUGGGCCUUGGUCGAAUAAACUAUUGAACCUUGUGGGACUACAGCUUCCACUGAAGACACUGAGGAUCAUGGUUUGUUACUGGAAAGAGAAAGUCCCUGGAAUAUACGGAAUUCAGAAGGGAUAUCCCUGCUUUAUAAGAAUUUCUGACUCCGUUGAACAUCAUAUCUAUGGUCUUCCUUCCAAUGAAUAUCCGGGACUAAUGAAGGUCUGCUACCACAGUGGCAGUGAUGUUGACCCAGAUGAACGUGAUAUCGUAUUUCAACAGCCUUCCCAGGAUGUGAACAUUCUGAGCACCUUUUUGUUUAAGGAAUUUCCUGGUGUGGAUCCAAAGCCUGUGAUUGUUGAACACUGCAUGUAUACAGUUACCCCAGAUUCAGAUUUCAUUCUGGAUUAUCACCCAGAGCAUAACAACAUCAUCAUUGGAGCUGGGUUCUCAGGUCAUGGUUUCAAGCUUGCCCCAGUUGUUGGAAAAAUCCUCUGUGAACUUAGCCUUGGAAAAAGGCCAUCCUACAACCUCUCUCCUUUCAAAAUGCAUCGUUUCCAAUUAAAUCUGAAGUCCUUGUUGUAAGGACAGCAGAGUCAAAAAUGAAGAUUUGACUAAUACUUUAUGUUAAAAGAAUGUGACAUCUAAGCUAUUCGAUCAAUGAAAAUACUAAGACAACAGACUGUGCUCCUCUGGUCAGUAGUCUGCUGGGUAACUGUUCAUCUAAAAUUGGUUAUAAACCUUUCUGUCUGUGAAGAAAGAUCUGGCCUGUGCAAGGAGCCUAGUUACAGAAUAAAGGAACAUCUAUUUAAAACUGAGAUGCAAAGGUAUUUCUUUCAGAGGGUAGUGAAUGUCUGGAUUUCUUUAUAUCUGAGAGUUGUGGAAGAUCAAUCACUGAAAACAUUUGAAGGAGUUGGCACAAAAGAACAAGUCAAUCUUGGGACAGUACAGCCACAAUCUUAUAGAAUGGCAGGUUAGGCUCAAAAGGCUGAAUACCCUAUUGUUGCUCCAUUUCUUGUUCUGAUGUUCUCUUCUGCCACUGUGUACGAUAGCAUGUUAACACCACGCAACAUCAGGAUUCUCUUCUCCUUGCUAGAAAAGUGAGGGUUCAAAUAAUGAGAAUUUUGCUGAAAUAAAGAGCGGGCACAUGGCAAGAUUGAAUUGACUGGACUUCUGUUUGUGUGCUCACUUUAUCCUUAGCGUGGUUAUGAAAGAAAUGUCAGAUUUUUGGUUCUGAUUCCCAAAUCAGGAAGCAACACAGAGGCAAUAUCCUGCUCUUAGCUUUGGAGGAAAGUUUGGGAGGAAAUUUUCCACUUUUUAGAAAAGAUAAUGUUGGGGUGAGUGUGUUGACCAUUAAUCAAGCUCAUUAAGAGCUGACAGGAACCCUGGGCAAGUUUCUCAGAAAUCACAGUCCUCAACGUUAGCAUUCUAGUCCAGCAGAAACUGCUGGCAUCAAGGAAACUUGUAGCUUGUUCAAAAUGCUGAUUCUGAUGAAUAUGCUCCUUCACCAAAAGAAGAAAAACUCUAAACUGUCUGAUUUAUAGAAACUUGUAAAUAAAAUAAAAUGCUACAGAUUUUCUCACUCCAGAGAAAUUGAUUCUUUUGAGACAAGCAGAGGCUGAGGUGGUCAGUUUCAAUGGCGUCAAUGUAACUGACGAUGAAAACAAAGAGGACCAUGAAAAUCAUGUGAUCACAAACAAUUUAAUCCAUAAUGACGUUUCCAUUCAGAAAGGUUUGGUAUGACUGAUUAAAAAUACCAAUGGACAAUGGUCUAGUGGUAUUAUCGCUGGACUGUUAAUCCAGAGAACAAGACAAUGUUCUGGGCACUCUGGUUCAAAUACCGCCAUGGCAGAUGGUGGAAUUGAAUUCAAUAAAUAUCUGGAAAAUCUGGAAUUAAGAGUCCAAAGAUGACCACGGUCAAUUGUCAGAAAAAAACCCUCCAGGUUCACUAACAUCCUUUAAGGAAGGAAACUGCCAUCCUUACCUGUACAUGUGACUCCAGACUCCUGGACAUCAUACAUGUGACUCCAGACUCACAGCAAUGUGGUUGAUUCUUAACUGCCCUCUGGGCAAUUAGGGAUGGGCAAUAAAUGCUGCCUGGCCAGUGACAUCCUCAUCUGAAUAAAGAAAUUAAAAA